AUGCCCGUCAAAUAUGACCCGAACACUUUGUGGGUGGCUCUCAAUCAGUACAGUGAAGGAAAUGUCUUUGAAGUAUAUCCCAAGUUGCUGGCACAGCUGUUCCUGCAGGAGGAGGCUGCGAGGCAAGAAGGCGACACCAGCGAGGCUGAGAAGCUGGUUCUUCCCAGUGAUAAGGAGUACAGACUGCAGAAAUACUUCGUCCUUGUUGAAUUACAAAAGGAAUUGGAAGAGGAUGAAGACGGCGAGAAAGUGGUUAAACCAGUGGAAGAGCCGGUGGAGGUAUGGGCGCCAUGGUCACUCGUGGUGGCUACCAAGGAUACUCGCGCACCACCACCGGUCGCUGUCAAAACUACGCCGGGUCCCGCUUGGGACAUUGGACAGGUGGUAAAAGCUGCGCGCCUGCUGAGUAAGCCGCCACUGCCCGUGGAUUUCAUAGAUGAACAAGAGAUGCGUUGUGUUUACUCCCUUAUUUACGAAGUAUUUAGAUAUAAAUCCAUAUUGGAUCAAGCUUUGGAAGAUGUUUCGUUUUUGUUGGAACAUCGCGAGUUUGUGGAACAUCGUCACACAGUAUGGCUGUUUCUGAUGGAAUUGGCGAGACGCAGAUGGGGAGCUCGAACGCGAAGCGAGAUGGAACGAGCCAAGCGACUCUUGGACGAGGCUGGAUACCCUUUCAAAAACAUUGAGAACCUUAUAUGGGAGGAAAGAGUCCAUUUGGCUGCAGCUAUUGCAAGAAUCCGGAUUAAAAAUCGCGCUUUCUCGCUGGCGGAUUUAUUGCCACCCCAUCUGCGUGAAGAACGCGUGUCUGCGUGUGUCAACAAGGACAGUGUAACGGGAUGGGUCAACACUUUCAAAGCCAAAAAAGUUGCUCUUUUAGUGAAGAGGUUGCACGAGCUCGGCUACACGUACAGUAACUCUCGACAGCUGUGUGCCGGAGAGUACCGAUUUGAUCGCGUCUGUCCAAGAUUCAUCACUCUACGUCCACCAGAAAAUAAUAGCAUUGGCCAAUUGGAUCUCGUGAAGGAUGGAGUUAUAGUGCUUCAGGAGCGCGAGUUUUGCGAAGGCGCAUCGACGCUAUGCCGUGCUCUUCGGGCAAAUUCUCUCCGAGGAGUUGUGGCACAAACGCACGCGUCUUCUCCACGAUGUUCGGCAUACCUUGCUGCUCAACUACGUGAGCUGGCUGCAGUCCUUAAAGCAAAAGCGCCAGCAGCACCAGUCACACCUGAACUUGGGAAACUAGUCGUGUUUGGUGCUGGUGAUAAGGUUGAGAGCUAUGUCUGUGCGCUUCGUGAACUCGGCAUAGAAGCUUCAGAAGCACUUCAAUCCGGGGCUCCUGUGUGCGUUAUCAGUGACCCAGUACACUAUGACACUCCUGUCGUCACUAACGCACUAGAUGGAGUAGUUGCUGUGUUAGCCACGCCGCCUAACUCGUACUCAGCCGUCACAGAUCCCAUUGAUCUUGUUUGCGGUCGAGGUGGGGAUCUCGCAAUGCUAGAGAUUUUAACAGAAUCUGAAGUAGAUGUUCAAGGCAAAGCUCGCGUGCAAUCCAUCUUGGAAGAGCAGAAGAAAACUUUGAAAUCACUCAUGUCUAAACCACAGAUUCAAUUGAUUUUGUAUGAAACCCAUUCGGCUUUGGAAGCUGAAAAUCAAGCACAAAUCACUAGGGCAGUGGCGGAGGCGAAUAGACUGGCACGCGAACGACAUGCGUUGCUCAAGAAAAAGCAUCGUCAGCCUAGCCCACAAAAGCAAACUGCAUCAGCAGCAGUAAAUGAAACUGUAGUCGCCGAUGCUAACGAGGCCAAUGAACAUAUGGGAGCGAAUGAUUCCGUAUCCUCCCUAAGCUCGAUGUCACAAUCCGGCUUAGACAAAGAUGAGAACGACGACGAUGAAACAUCCGUUAGUGAAUGCUCACUCACGAGGUCGCUUUCGGGUUCCCGGCCAAGUACAGCCAAGGACAAGCCUAGUACUACGGUACUGAAUAAACGGGCGGAAAAUUUGGAUGUGCACACAUCACCAGGGACGAAUAAAGCAAGGCCUAUCCCUGCAAUGCCGAACUACGACAUCCCAAAAGACCCAGAUAAAGAUAGCCCUGAUGUAAUUGUGCCAAGUUGUGAUCUAUUUGAAAUAAGGACACUACCGAAUCUGGGGAAUGGUUUGGAUAUCAACUACAUUCUGGACAGAGACGGAUGUUACCUCGGUUUAAUUCAGAGAAAGGAGAUCACCCGGCUCGACGCUAAAUUUAUGAUCCGUGUGGCCGAGGACCGCGGGCUGUUUGGACCGGGCGCGGGCGCUCCACAACCGCAGCGACGCAAGCGGACUGAAACUGCAGCGCUGUCACCUCGCAGGAGACGACGCAAGGCUAGCUUUGAGGUGGAGCGAGUAGCGGCUCCAACAUACGCGUCGAUGUCGCGCGCGGCCCGUCGCGGCAGCGCGCCAGGUUGCCUGGACGCGUCGCAGUGCGGCUCCGCGGAGCACCACGUCUGCGAGCGACACGCGCGCCGCCAGGCUGCUGCCGCCGCCAUCACUGCCGCCGCUUGUACAUGUGAUGCUAGACACAAACAUCGUCGUUCGUCAGCGGCUGGUGUGGCAGGCGCCCCCGCUGUUUCAGGCGCGCGGCAGCCCGACGCUCCCUGCCGCCGGCCCUUUCCACUUGUGGUUCACGAGUUACAACUUCAAGCAGUCGUACAACAGCAAAAGAUUUUCGCUUCCUGA
This is a messenger RNA of Spodoptera exigua (beet armyworm), 2709 nucleotides long. The record is from the annotation of a GenBank genome assembly. NCBI's taxonomy places the organism in Eukaryota, Metazoa, Arthropoda, Insecta, Lepidoptera, Noctuidae.